CGAACCUUGAAAGCAAAACCUGAACAAAUCCUCCGUAGCUGUUUUUUACGAUGAAUUUCCCAAAUUCCGCUUGCCAAUUUCAGCAAAGGACCAAUCCUCACUUGCCAACACACACUUGGGCCCCCACUAAAAUAUUAUCCUAAUUAGUCCUUGCUUUGCGAAACGGCACAGUACAUUACCCAUAUCUUGUCUGUACUUUUUUUCACUCGUCACUCCUGCUGUCAUUUUUAUCGAUUUUUAUUUCUUUUCUUUUUUUGGGCACAAUCAAAAUGAUUUUCUUGUUCUUCUUUUUCUUCUAGAUAUGGCGGAACCGCAAAGGUUUCUUUCCUUCUUUACUGCUUGAAUUCCUGCAAAUCGAUUUCUUCACAGCUCCGACAAGGGGAAGGGGGAGGGUGGUGAAGGAUUGAGUUACUGACUCCAGUCAAUUUUUUUAAAAAUCUUUUUGGAAGUUGAAUAAAUUAGUUCCUGUUCUGGGCGUGUUUUUUUUUUUUUUUUUCCAGGUAAUUUCUUGUUUUUGGGUUAUUCGUCCAUGACAUUUUUUUCCUAAUCUCCGUGCAAAUAUUUCAUCUGCAUCUUUCUUCUUCUUCUUCAUGCAGGUAGAAUUUGAGCUGGGAAUUUCGAAGUUAAGGGCUGAGCACCGCUUUUGUGCUGAGGUAAGACUUUUUUUAGGUCUUGAUUUGUAGUUAAUUGUGAUCUACUGCAGUUGGUGGUUUUGGCUGUGUUUUAGGGCACAAUCAAUCUAAUUACUGUCGUUCAAUGAAGGAUUGAAAUGGGGUUUUACUAUUUUUAAGUUGAAGAUUAGGGCUCAAUGAAUUAAAUAUUUGUUUUGGAACCAAUGCAGAUUCUGUUGACUCCUGUGUUAAUACUUAUGUGGUGGAAGCCGAUUUUAGCUCUUCCUGUACUUGAGAGUUGAACUUACUAGAUGAAUUCGGCUCUGUGCCUUCUCAGUACAAUGCUCAUGGUUUCUUUGACCUUUUUUGGGCCUUAAUAUGUUGGACUUUGUUCUUCUUGUAAGCUUAAGUUUUGAAUGGGAUCAUCCUUGUGUAUCGUACAUGUGUUAAAAUUUUUUAGAACUACUGAGGAGGUGCUGGUGUAUGUCACUUCCUUUACCUCAAUGACUAUGACAUUGAUGCUCUAUUAAGAGCCAGAUUAAAGUGAAUGCCAUUACGUAGUUAUGAGUUGCUUUCUCGUGACAUCUCAAAAGUAUGAUUUCUAAAAGUGAAAACAGUGUUGUCCUGUUUUGAAUUCUCUCUGGAGGUUCACUCUUGAAGUGCUUGCCUGUUUUGAAUUUUCUCUGGAGGUUCACUCUUGAAGUGCUUGUUUACCUUACUCCUUUGUGCAUUUAUCUCACCAUGUGGAAAGGUUAAAUGAAAUAUUUAUUGUUGUUUUCCAUCACAUCACGUAUUGAUUUGAAGUUUGUAUGUAUGAAGCCCUCUUUGAGAGUUUCGUUUCUAGUUUUAAAGGUCUUCCACUUUUCCUUUUAGUCUAUGUUAAUAAUUCUCUAUAUUUUGAAAGCUGCACUGGUGCGUCUAAAGACUUGAGGUUUCUUAACACAUCUGUCUAAUCAUAUUUGGGAUGUUUUUCUCUCCCUUUUAAAUUGUAGGAAAACAAAUAUGAGUUCCAUCUUCUGUGUUUCUAUGGGGUUAGAGACUUGGAAUGAAACUGAUAUGUCGGGCAUCUUUUGAAACGUGGUUCAUCGUAUUGACCUUUGAUUCACAGUUGAAUCUACUAACUCUCCCUUGAUAGAUUUAGCUAGUGAUAAGUUCUUCAUCGAGCUUAAUAACUAGUGAGAGUAUUUUCUUUUUUUUUUUUUUGGUUCUGACUUAACCGGUUUAUUUGAUGUACCAGCAUAUAUUGGGUUUUACUUGAUAAAAUCACUGCUUAUCUGGCUGAGGCUUAUCAUAGAAUGUUGCUCAAUUUUGCAGCGGGGCCAGGUGUAUUCAUGUUUGGUGCUCUUGCUUAGUCAAUAUAAUGAUCAUUACCAAACAGUACAGAUGCAUACACUCAGCGAGUUGUAUGUGCACAAAAGGACAUCUAAGUGAGGAAAUAAUAUUCCUAAUCUUUCAGCAGCUUAAUUGGAACCCUAAGCUCAUCGCAACUCUUUCUUGUGUCUGUAAAUGGUUUGAUGACCUUGCUAAGAGAGUUCUUUGGAAAGAGUUUUGUAAAACUAGAGCCCCCAAAAUGAUGCUUGAUCUGCAAACUGGUGGGAGUCAUAGUGUUGAUGGUAACUGGAGGGCUCUAGGAAAGUUGCUCAUCUACUGUUCUGGAUGCACCAAGGGUGGAUUGUUUAACAACAUUCACAUUCCUGGACACUUUGUUUUUAGGACACGAUUUUCUAGGACAUCAGGAAAGAGUUUCUUGUUGCCGCAGUGCCGAACAGAUGUCCUGUAUGUAUCUGAUCCCUGUGAGCAUCUUGACCAAGGGGAUGAGGGAGACAUUGGAUUUUUCAGGGGAGUUUUUAAAUCUUUUGCCACAUCAAAGGUCCGUAAGAUGCUCAUCAAAAGGGAAGCUCCCCUACAUCCAACAGAGGUGUGCCCUUACUGUAAGGCAAAGUUGUGGAGCAUGCUGCAAGCAAAGUUGGUACCGGCAAGUGCUAGUUGUAGGUUGGGUGCAUAUGAGGACUGCAUUGAGUAUUAUGUGUGUCUGAAUGGUCACGUGCUUGGAAUAUGUACACUCUUACCGCUGUCUGAUUCUGAAGAAGCAUCUGAGCCGGAAUGAAUGAGUGGAACCAAGGCAACCAAACUUGAAAACUUGGAGACGUAAGUUUCAGGGAAACUCAACAUGCCACCCCCAAUCAGAGACAUCGCCCACAUGGAAUUGAGGAGUGAGGGAGAGAUAGAGAGAGAUGUAUUUUUGUCUAGCUUCCUUGGGUCCCGAGAAAAACCAAAAAAAAAAAAAGAAGAAAAAAUUAGAUGCAGUGCAGAUAUGUUCUGUACUACAUUUUAGGGCUUCUUGCUGGCACCUUGCAACAUGAAGAAGCUAUUUCUAACCAUAGCCAUUGUUCACCUCAUCAUGAACAUUGUCAUUCUGUACAUUACUAUGUUAUAUUACGGAAAAACAUGCACCAUUAAUUAUACUCAAGAAAUUAGCUAUUAUCCUGUUUAUCAGCAAUUCUGCAGUUUGUUCCCUGUAAGGAAAAUCCUACGUACUGUGUUUUCCAUGUGACCUGUGAGCUAAAAGACGGCUAUCAUUGCCCAAACUCUCUUCUAUUUGCCAAGUGUAAUGAGUAUGCAUUUUGUUUUUCCGGGUUCUUUUAAGCUUUGCCUGCUUUGUAAUUUGUAUCUUAUAUGGUGAGCAUUUCUGUUGUUGUGGGAUAGGGUCAUAGGGAAGAGGGAGAGACGUGGAAACAAAUUUUUCAAAUUAGAAUGGAG
This is a messenger RNA of Oldenlandia corymbosa var. corymbosa, 3371 nucleotides long. The record is from the annotation of a GenBank genome assembly. NCBI's taxonomy places the organism in Eukaryota, Viridiplantae, Streptophyta, Magnoliopsida, Gentianales, Rubiaceae.